This is a messenger RNA of Xenia sp. Carnegie-2017, 1124 nucleotides long. Its product is annotated as serine/threonine-protein kinase/endoribonuclease IRE1-like. Lineage: Eukaryota; Metazoa; Cnidaria; Anthozoa; Malacalcyonacea; Xeniidae. The coding region runs from base 354 to 977 and encodes 207 amino acids. The transcript is spliced from 2 exons. Gene Ontology annotation, cellular component: IRE1-TRAF2-ASK1 complex. Gene Ontology annotation, biological process: protein phosphorylation; intrinsic apoptotic signaling pathway in response to endoplasmic reticulum stress; IRE1-mediated unfolded protein response. The record is from RefSeq and is a predicted model, not a curated record. Gene Ontology annotation, molecular function: protein serine/threonine kinase activity; ATP binding; RNA endonuclease activity.
GAUACUUGACCUAUGUGAAGAAUCGCUGGAGAGUUUUGUAAAAUCUUCUACUUUGGAGGAUCUUCAAAAAUCUCUUCCCGAAAUUCUCAAGCAAAUUUUAAAAGGAUUAGCUGAUCUUCAUAGCGAACCAAAUCCUAUUCUUCAUCGUGAUUUAAAACCAUCUAAUGUUCUACGAGAUGCACAAGGACAAUAUCUGAUAGCUGACUUUGGUUAGUAGUCGAAUAUUGAAAAACGGCCUUAAGACACAUGUAAGGGAUGCUACUAAGGGAACUCAGUAUUGGAUUGCUCCUGAAUCGUACGUUUUUGGUGAAGAGUCAUUUGAUAAAGCACGAUACAAACCAGCGUCUGAUGUAAUGAUUUCGGGAAUGGUGGCUUAUUAUGUUGCAACAAAAGGGAAACAUCCUUUUGGACGUCCAGAGUUUAGACUGAAAAACUUGCUAGAUGGAAACCCUGUAGGAUUGAUGAAAAUCGAUGAUGUUGUACUUAAUGAUCUUCUUUCAUGGAUGCUACAACUUUCACCAGAAGAGAGGCCAUCUCCCAAAAAGGCGUUAAAACACCCUUAUCUACUAUCCGAUGAAGAGAAGUUUAGUAUGCUGUGUGAUAUGGGGAACCAACCGGAAAUGAAACAAUCAAAAGUUCUAAGUUCUCCAUAUUCAGAUGUUGUUGCGCAAUUGUAUGCUCCCAUGGAAUGGAUGACGCGUAUCGAUGAUGAAGUCUUGAAAGAUUUCAAAACCUUUAAAAAGAAUGGCAAAAAGAAAACUCCGACUACAUGGGCAAAGUGUUUAAGAUUCAUAAGAAGAGUGAAUGAUCAUUGGAACGAUAAACCUCGUACACAUCUGUUGCGUUAUGUCGAGGAAGGCAACUAUGUAAUUUAUUUCUUGCAACGUUUUCCUGAACUGCAUCUUCUGGUGCACAAAAUCAUAAGGUCGACUGACUGGAAAACAAGAGCCGAUCUUCAGAAAUAUUUUACAGCUUAAUCAUACCAACAAUUUUUUAUGUUAAACGAUGUAGCCAAAUUAAGAUUCUAUGACACUAUACAAUGUCUCAAUUUAGUUGUUAUUUUCACUAAAAAGUACCAAAGAAGCAGUGAACGAAAUGAAAAUUUUGAAUGAAAUCAAAGCCAA